This is a messenger RNA of Rotaria sp. Silwood2, 1095 nucleotides long. The record is from the annotation of a GenBank genome assembly. Lineage: Eukaryota; Metazoa; Rotifera; Eurotatoria; Philodinida; Philodinidae.
AUGAAUGAUAAUAACAAUAUCAAUGUUGAAUCUCGUUACAAUGAAAUCAAAAGACUUAUAUUAAAUGAUUAUAAAAAUGAUCCAACUAUAUUAAGUAUUGAUGGAUUACUCGAUGCAUUGCUUGUAAUUAAUAAUGAAUGUUCUAAUUCAACCUUGACAAGAGAAAAAACAGUCAAAGCAUAUCUCGAAAAUGUUAAAGCAUUUGUAUCACGUAUAAAACAAUGUCGAUUGAAUCGAAAUGAUUUCGAAAAAAUUAAAACUAUUGGACGAGGAGCAUUUGGUGAAGUUGUUGUCGUCAAAAUGAAAAAUACGGAGGAAAUAUUUGCCAUGAAAAUAAUGAAUAAAUCAGAAAUGUUGAAAAGAUCAGAUGCAGCUUGUUUUCGUGAAGAACGUGAUGUUCUCGUAUUUGGUGAUCCUCAAUGGAUAACAAAACUUUAUUAUGCAUUUCAUGAUAACGACAAUCUAUAUCUUCUAAUGGAAUAUUAUUAUGGUGGUGAUCUUUUAACUUUAUUAUCGAAAUGUGAUGAUGAAUUUUCUGAAGAUAUGACUCAAUUUUAUAUUGCUGAAAUAAUCUUAGCAAUUGAUUCUCUACAUAAACUUGGUUAUAUUCAUCGAGAUAUUAAACCUGACAAUAUAUUAAUCGAUAGUACAGGACAUAUUCGCUUAGCAGAUUUUGGUUCUUGUCUUCGGAUGAGAGCUGAUCGAACAGUACAGAGCAAUGUAUCUGUUGGUACACCUGAUUAUAUUUCACCCGAAGUAUUAUCUGCAGUGAAUGAUGGUCAAGAUCAUUACGGAUGUGUAUGUGAUUGGUGGAGUUUAGGAUGUGUUAUGUGGGAAAUGUUAUUUGGUUCAACUCCAUUCUAUGCUGAAACAUUAGUUGAUACUUAUGGACGAAUAAUAGCGCGUGGCGAAAAUAAAAUUUCACUUUCAUUUCCCGAUGAUAUCGAAGUAUCCAAUCAUGCGAAAGAUUUAUUAGAAAAACUUAUUUGUUCAGCGGAUAAUCGUCUUGGAAAAAAUGGACUUAAUGAUUUUAAAAAGCAUCCAUUUUUUGUUAAUAUUGAUUGGAAUAACAUAAGACAAAGUAAUAAAUCGUAA